CUCAUCAGCCGGCGAAACUGCAUACAACCCCGCCAUGAAUGGGCUUGAAGCUGCCCAAACAGGUGUACGAUCGGCUGCAGUGGACUACCGGCCGGCUCUUUUUCAAUUGAAGGUUACAUACAGCUUCGUACCUGAGCGAACCACGGACUACCCACCAUGCUCGCCCGUUGCUACCUGAGGGCAGCCACAAUCGGCUUUUGCUCUCUCGUGCUUUUUCUGGCAAGCGGUUACAUGAUCCGUAGAGAGCUGCUAGUGUCGUUAUGGUGAGUGGACAAUUGUUCAUGCUUGAUUGCUUUUAAAUCCCAUGCACGCCCGUCCCUGCAGAGUCGCUCCAGAGGUGUCUCAUUGCCUUUUUACCUCAGUCUCGAUCCUUCACCUCAGCGGCCGAUAAUUGCCGAGCAUCUUCAUCCAGCCGGCGGUCUCAAGAUGAAGGCAAAUGCUCUACUAUCGAGUCUGCUGCUUGUACCCUGCCUUGCCGCGGCUCAGACGACAACAGCGGGUUCCGGCAAUGCCACGACCACAACGUUCGCUGCUCAGUUUACUGUGCCUGCAGCUGCCGACGAAGGAGCGCUUCUUCUGCCGAAUGUUUUCGACCCAACAGCUAUCAACGCCCAGAUUGCAUGUCCGGGCUACAAUGCGAGCAGUGUCAAGACCUCUUCGACUGGUUUGACGGCGCAUCUGACGUUGGCGGGAACUGCUUGCAAUGCGUAUGGUACGGACAUUCAUGAUCUGAACUUGACAGUCGAGUAUCAGACCGACUCCCGCCUGCACAUCAACAUUCGGCCUUCGAAUAUUGCUUCUCAAAAUCAAAGCUGGUAUCUCCUCUCGACGGACUAUGUGCCUGCCCCAAGCCAGGAAAAUGGGCAAAUGACCACCAGUGAUCUCACAUUCUCCUGGUCCAACUCGGUGAAGACCGGUUUCGGGUUCAAUGUGACUCGAAACAGCACAGGCGAUGUCCUUUUCUCCACCACUGGGACCAAGCUAGUCUUUGAGAGCCAGUUUAUUGAGCUGGUAACCCAGCAGGAGGAGAACUACAAUCUGUAUGGGCUUGGAGAGGUCAUCCAUGGCCUCAGAUUGGGAAACAACCUCACGCGGACGAUCUACGCUGCCGACAGUGGUGAUCCGAUAGAUUACAACAUCUACGGUAGUCAUCCAUUCUACUUGCAGACCAAGUAUUUCGAGGUUGGCAAUGGCAACAGCUCAACACCGGUUACUCAACCGCUGGACACCACAAAUGCUACUGGGAACUACACCUCUUCGUCUCAUGGAAUUUACUUCCGCAAUGCUCAUGGUAUGGAAAUCCUGAUGCGACCUACAAAUGUCACGUGGAGGACUCUGGGUGGCAGCAUCGAUUUGUACUUCUUCUCUGGGCCUGCCCAAACGGACGUUACCCAUCAAUAUCUUGACGUUAUUGGAAAGCCGGCCCUUCAAAACUACUGGGGCUUCGGCUUCCAUCAAUGCCGAUGGGGUUAUGAGAAUUGGACUGUUACAGAAAACGUGGUGAAUAACUAUGCCAAAUUCGAGAUCCCGCUGGAGACCAUCUGGAACGAUAUCGACUAUAUGUUCCAGUACCGCGACUUCGACAACGACCCUAUUCGUUUCAAUUAUUCUGACGGCACUGCCUUUCUGAAUCGACUCCACAGCAAUGGUCAGCACUAUGUUCCCAUCAUCGACAGCGCUAUCUAUAUUCCCAAUCCUGCUAAUGCGAGCGAUGCAUAUUCCGUUUUUAAUUCUGGAAAUCAAACCAACUCAUUUCUGCUCAACCCGGAUGGCUCGUUGUAUAUUGGUGAAGUCUGGCCUGGAUAUACCGUCUUCCCAGACUGGCUCGCCGCUUCCGCUCAAACAUGGUGGAAGAACGAAAUGGCCGCCUGGAUCCAAAAGCUACCCAUCGACGGCGCCUGGAUCGAUAUGAGCGAAGUUUCUUCAUUCUGCGUAGGCAGCUGUGGUACUUACAAUCUAUCUCUGAAUCCUGUUCAUCCUGGGUUCCUCCUACCUGGUGAGCCAGGAGACGUCAUCUACGAUUAUCCAGAAGGAUUCAACAUCACCAACGCCACAGAAGCGGCUUCUGCCUCCUCUGCAUCGAUGGCGCAGGCUGACGCUACGUCGACUGCCACCAACACCGCAGCUGGGACCACAUCCAGCACCUCCACCAGCUACCUCCGCACGACGCCUACGCCGGGAUCACGCAACGUAAACCACCCUCCAUAUGUCAUCAACAACGUUCAGGGUGACUUGGCUGUCCAUGCCGUGGCACCAAAUGCUACGCACCAUAAUGGAAUUCAGGAAUAUGAUGUCCACAACCUCUUUGGUCACCAGAUUCUGCAAGCAACCUAUGCAGCUCUUGCAGCUGCAAAGCCAGGCCUUCGGCCAUUCAUCAUUGGCCGCUCGACGUUCCCAGGCUCUGGCACUGUUGCUGGACACUGGGGUGGAGACAAUGCUUCGAAGUUCUACUACAUGUACUUCUCCAUCCCUCAGGCCUUGAGCUUCAGCCUGUUCGGAAUACCAAUGUUCGGCGUGGACACUUGUGGUUUCAACAGCAACAGCGAUGAGGAGUUGUGCAACCGCUGGAUGCAAUUGAGUGCAUUCUUCCCCUUCUACCGCAACCACAACGUCCUCUCAGCGAACUCACAAGAGGCCUAUGUCUGGAGCAGCGUCAUCGAUGCCACUAAGACGGCCAUGAACGUGCGCUUCCAGCUUCUGCCAUAUAUCUACACACUGUUCUACAACGCACAUACCUCUGGUGACACCGUCAUGCGUGCUCUUGCAUGGGAAUUCCCCAACGACCCAUCGCUCGCCGACGCUGAUCGACAAUUCUUCCUCGGCCCGUCGAUCCUCGUCACUCCAGUGCUCACACAGGGCGCCACUUCCGUCGAUGGCGUCUUCCCAGGUCUCGUUGAGAAGACGGACGUCUAUUACGACUGGUACAACAAGACGCCCGUCAGCGUGCCGUCGAGCAAGAACACCACCAUCGCUGCUCCGCUGAGCCAUAUCCCCGUUUACAUUCGCGGAGGGGCGAUUUUGGCCACUCAGCAGAUGGCUAUGACCACCCGCGAUGCAAGAAACACGUCGUGGUCUAUCAUUGUGGCACCCGGCGUCAAUGGUACGGCUACCGGGUCGUUGUACCUUGAUGACGGUGAGUCGGUGCAGCCCAAUGCCACCAAGCUGGUCACCAUGUCCGCGGCCAUGGGAUCGCUGAAUGUCACUGUGUCCGGAUCAUAUACCGGUCUUGACUUGCCUUUGGCGAAUAUCACGAUUCUCGGCGUGACGCAGGCGCCGCCGAGUAAUGUCGUUAUGAUCAAUGGAGAUGUCGUGGCGAAUAGUACUUACAAUGCCACGAGCAAGAGCUUGUUCAUUGGUGGAUUGGAGAAGGCAUUGGGUGGGAAUGUCUGGGGUGGGAACUGGACGCUUUCGUGAUAUAAUGUCUCACCGUAGGAGGUCUGGAGAGUCCUCGAAAAAUAAAGCUCCCGCACGGGUCGGAGUUGACGGAGUGGGUGAGAUUAAGUUACUUAGGGCGCCCGAUAGCCGAGCACUCUUAUGACAACAUCACUUGAUCAAACAAAACAGUAUCAGUCGUUUAACAC
Messenger RNA from Exophiala viscosa, 3581 nucleotides. Its product is annotated as alpha-glucosidase. Gene Ontology annotation, biological process: carbohydrate metabolic process. The coding region runs from base 427 to 3414 and encodes 995 amino acids. The transcript has a single exon. The record is from RefSeq and is a predicted model, not a curated record. NCBI's taxonomy places the organism in Eukaryota, Fungi, Ascomycota, Eurotiomycetes, Chaetothyriales, Herpotrichiellaceae. Gene Ontology annotation, molecular function: hydrolase activity, hydrolyzing O-glycosyl compounds; carbohydrate binding.